Messenger RNA from Hyalella azteca, 3410 nucleotides. RefSeq lists its product as uncharacterized. The transcript has 6 exons. Bases 137 to 994 code for a protein of 285 amino acids. Lineage: Eukaryota; Metazoa; Arthropoda; Malacostraca; Amphipoda; Hyalellidae. The record is from RefSeq and is a predicted model, not a curated record.
GUGUGAACAGUGACGCAGUACGUAGUGCCCUCUGUGUCUCUGCACCUCCCGUGCAACUGCCCUAGUUCUCAAUCCGGACUUGACCGACCGGCAUUCUACCAACACUCGCUCAGAUCACUCGUACAAUUCAUAAAAGAUGCAUCGUUCAGCAAUGCUGCUGUUGUUGGUGGGCGUGACCGCCGUGCUGGGAGCCGCCGUUCAAGACUCAAAAGCCACCGAAGAGACAGCGCCCGAAUUGUCAGAACAAACACAAGUGAUCAAAAACUCCCCACAGCUCGCCAGAAUAAUCAAGAAGGGCAGAGCCUACACCAGAGGUCGAUCUUUCUUCCAAAGAAUGAGUACAACCUUCAUGAACUACUUAGGCUUUGGUAACGAUGACGAGUACGAGGACUUUGAAGAUUCGGACUAUUUGUACCCUGGCUUAGAUCAUUCUGGUGUGCUUGGCAACCUCGGCUCCUCUUAUGCCGCCUACAACCCUUACCAGAGCAACCACCCCGCCCGUGACGACAACUUCGAAGAAGAGGACGAGUACACCUGGGGGGACUUCGCGUUCGACGCCGCAGUGGUAGCGGUGCCCAUGGCGCUGGUGCUCGCAGCCAUGCCCACGGGUCUCUUCACCAUACCCAUUGUCGGUCGCUCGAUGUCCAACAACGUCGAAGAAACUCUAAAGCCCUUCGAACUGCCGCUCCUGAGGGCCGUUGAGAAGGCGGACUUCCUGUCGUACACCACCAGGGACUGCCAGGAGCGACUCUUCUGUGAGAUUGCGCAAGUCGGGCGCCACGAAGGCUCUUCUAUCUUGCAGAAGAUUAUGUACCUCACUGCUACUUUGACGCCAGACGAGUAUGCCAAGACAUACACGGUCGAGAAGCUCUUCAAGUCUGCUCGCGAUGGCCACUGCGAAUCUUACAAGUGCGUGCCGCUCAUGGCGCCUUCCAAAGUCAGCAAGCAACAAAAACAAAUCGAGGCUGAGGCAAAAGCCGUUAAAGAGGAAUAACUGUAAGGGUUAGCUUUAAAUCGACAUGGACCAGCUAAAUGGUGUUUAAAAUGAAUCUUAAUACUGGUACGUUGAGCGUUGGCUCUCAUUCACAGCGAUCAGGAAUGGCAGAAACUUCAUAAUACCUGAACACUUCUAUGACAGUAAUCGAACGGUCAACGAGUUUGAGUACUUAAGAGCGUCGUACUUGAUUUCAAAUCAUCUUAUCUUAUGAUUAGAGAAGCAUGAUGACUUGACAGAAAUUUAUUUACGUUCGUCUCAUAAUUGUACGCGCGAUUGCGCACCUAAUUUAUUGUAAUUUAUUUGUUAUUUAUUGUGGUAAGUUCUUACCAAAUCGUGAUUGUUGUUUUUUCUGUAUCGUAAGUAUUUAUUGAUUGAUGAACGUUGCUGGAUGCUCCAGUUAAAUUAAAAAAAAUUGUUAUUUAUUGCGUAGUUCUAAGUUUCACAGUCGAGCAAGUUAUGCUCCUUUGAACAAAAACCUGAGGUAAAAUGAUCUGUUGAACCAGAUAGGCAGACCUUGUUCCAAAAUAAGCUUCCUUCACAGCUUCAGUCGACUCGUGUGAAUAUUUACGUAGAGUAACUGAUUUAAUGGACUGACAUAGAUAAUAUAAACAUAGUUAACAGUUUUGUUUUUGUGUGCGACUAGACUGAAUUAAAAAAUUUUAUAUGCUGCACUGAGAACAGAACUGCGGGCAACUGUAGAAAAAGACGUGUAAUAAAGACUGUCACCAUCUCACUUACAACCGAAAGAUAUUCUCUGACGAUGAUUAAUCACAUUUGACUAACUGCCACAAAUUCACUAGAAAACUUUUAUUACGUUUAAUAAUAUGAACAGAAGCAUUUGUAUCUGGAGCUCGAACAGAGUGUAAAUUUAGCCACUGUGAGACAUGGAGUGGGUGUUAUGGAACCUACAGUUGUCAGCAGUGGUGGAAAAUAGAAUAAUUGCUACGCGAUUUGUACAAUUAAACGCGCUAUAGUUUCGACAGAUUUUUAGGGAAUUGCCCAUUUUUUAGGUACCUAAUAUUUUUGUCCGGACAGAUCACCAAAGAAAUUUAAAGAUGUAUUAAUGUUAGACCAGAGCGACCAUAGACGAAAUGUUAUUUACGUAGACCUUUGCUCAAUUGCACGAUGACUGGCAAAGUCCCCUUACUUGGCAUUACUUUUUAGUAACUGAGACUUAUGAGUGUGUGUAAAUGAGUAUAGAAAGUGGACGAAUAAUCAGAAUGAUGGAGAGACAGCAUUGGUACAAAUGAUAUAUUUAUACUGCUUAGGACUGAAUACAGACGUAUACUCGUUAUAGAGUCAAUGGACAUUAUUUCUUUACUUUAAUGCGCAACUAGACUUCUCGAACUCUGUACUAUAAGUUAUCGAACUCUGUAAACUAUAUAACAACAGGUGACUCAACUACUAGUUCAAACAUUUCACGAUUGACAACUGUAAUCGAAGUGACCAAAACCCUCCGUCGAAGUUCAUGCACUACUGGAUGUUUCGAGGAUGACUUCACGACUGACUUCACGACUUACGUCAGAUAAGCGACAUUUUCUACUGUGACUGUUGACUUUGAAAGGCCACCAAGAAAUCACGACGGAGUUACUGAGCGGCGUUUCCUCGAAAUUUGACACAGCGCGAAGAAAGACGGACGCACUUGCAAUACAGGACAUUUAUCCGACAGACGAAUAAUUUUUUUUACGGCUAUUUGGUUCGCUGCUACGUAUAAAUGACCUUUUGGACUCAAUUCUGUCUGCGAGAAGGACAUCGAUGCAGACCGACUACUUAGACCAAUAUGAUCGAGACUAACCCCAAAGAACGGCCACAGGAAGAAGUCAUUGCGACAUUCAACAGGUUGUAAGAGAAAAGUGUUUGCUGAGACAAACACCAUCAGAACAUAACUGCUUUACCGAGAUGACUAAGACCACUUAAGGCUACUGCAAUUACAGGCACUAAUUUAGACGACUUCCCUAUUAUACAAGCUUUUAUCAUGACCUGAUAAAUAUUUCUUUCGAAUUUUUGAGAAUCAUCGACGACGAGUGGACGAAGUCCUUAAGACAUUGACACAAAGAUUUGUGACUGAUGACAACCGAACUCCCGAUUGACGACGUGGAAAGGGGAUUAUGCUUCAGUAAUUACAAUUUUUUCGACGCUGACUGACGUGACACAACUUCGUUUGUAUGGCAGAAACUUCGUGUUUCACAACUUCGUGACUUUGUUUAGGCAGAAGUGAAAUGUUCGAUACAGGACAGCUUGGACCGACUCCUACAUGACCUACGAGUGAACUACCGACAGUAAAAUUUGACUGGCAACCGAUCAGGAACUUUUCACCCCAUUUCAAAUGAACCGUUUUGUUACGUUGUUUUUUAAAAUAUUAAUUUCAUCCAAGUUUCAGCAUAUAUUUUCUUCUAAUAAAACAGACAGUAUC